CCAGCCUCUUCCUGUCCCUCGCUGGCCAAUCUGGAAGGUUCAAGAAUGUCCUCUGUAUCCUGAGCACCACUGACUACUGCUUCUGAUGUUACCCCAGUUUCCUGGUUGGGCGGGGUUUCCUGAAAAGGAAGGGUCUUAGUGACGGGAGAGGCAGAGCCUAGAUGGCUCUUUCCCCGCCUCCUCCCUUCCAACACCUACCUCUGUGCAUGUGCGAGCUCCACUUCAGGGUCAUGGCAGCUGCUACGGUGCCUCGUCUCCCUUGUAUUUCCUGACUCUUCUGCUCCUGGGUGAGCUUCAUUUCCGAGGAGGGCUUCUCAAGCUUGGGUCCCCAGACAUUAUUGAACUACAACUCCCAUCAUCCCCAGCCACAAUGGCACUGGGGCACUAUUAAGCAAUCCCAAGAAAUCUUUUCCAGGUAGCCCCCGGUAACCCCACUCCUUCUUACCAUGGAGUCCUCUGAGGGCGGAUGGCCGCGCCUCCCAUCUGAUUCCGAAGGAGAAUAUGAAGAUGCAUCCACAAUGGGGCCCGAGACCACAGAGGAUUACAGCAACUGGAGGAACAAUAUGGGCUUCUGGAUGCUAGGACUCUGCAACAACUUUGCGUACGUGGUAAUGCUGAGUGCUGCCCAUGACAUCCUCAGCCAUGAGAAGGUGCCGCCACGCAAUAAGACAGGACCGACUCCCAUCAUUCCUCUAGAGGACAAUACCUCUCGCUAUGACUGCAAUACCAUCUCUACAGGGGCCGUGCUUUUGGCUGACAUUCUGCCCACCCUUUUCAUCAAACUCAGUGCACCUUUUUGUAUCCACUGGCUACCAUACGGUUUGCGGGUUGGCAUCUGUGUCGUCACGGCCUGGGGCAGUUUCGUGCUGGUGGCCUUAUCAACAAGCCCAGCCCAAAGCAUUAUGGGUGUUGUAUUGGCCAGUAUUUCAUCUGGCCUGGGAGAAAUUACAUACCUUGCGCUUACAUCCUUCUUUAAAAGUGCCGUGGUGUCUGCCUGGGCCUCAGGAACAGGUGCAGCCGGCCUGAUUGGAGCAAUUUCCUACCUUGGGCUGACAGAGGCUGGAUUGAGCCCUCAGCUCAGCCUCCUCACUAUGACGGUUAUUCCUCUCGUCAUGCAGGCCAGCUAUUGCUUCCUAUUGGCUCCACCCCCACAGGCUCCACGCUGCGGAUGGGGUACUCCCUCACGAAGGGGGGCUUCCUCACUAAGACGUCCAAGUAUGGGUACCCCUUCCUCAACUCACCAGCCACUCUUAGAGAGUGCAACCACAAACAAAUCCCAAAACAAUAAGCUCAGCGUGUCAGAAAAGGCACAUGUGGUCAAGAGUCUCUUAAAAUACCUCAUCCCUUUAGCUGCGGUAUAUUUUGCAGAAUAUUUCAUCAACCAGGGAUUGUUUGAGCUCCUGUACUUCAAAAAAGCAGAGAUGACUCAUUCUCAGCAAUAUCGCUGGUACCAAAUGCUGUACCAGGCUGGAGUUUUUAUCUCUCGUUCCUCUGCCAGAUGCAUACGGAUUCGGCACAUAUGGGUCCUGGCGGUGCUUCAGUGCUUGAACAUGGUGUUCCUCCUGUUUGCUGUAUACUACAUGUUUUUGCCCAGCAUCUAUUUGGCUUUUGCUCUGAUACUUUAUGAGGGAUUGCUGGGUGGAGCUGGUUACGUGAACACCUUCCACACUGUCAGAGAAGAGAGUCCACCCGAACACAGAGAAUUUGCCAUGGGAGUUGCUUGUAUUGCGGACACAUUGGGCGUAUCACUUUCAGGCGCAGUGGCCAUGCCCGUCCACAACUAUUUCUGUCGCCUGCCCUAAGGCCUGCUUCCCAGCAGGGCCAAUGUAUGCCUCGGUGUGCUGUAUCUCGGCUCCUGAGUGAUAUAGUGCACAGUACUGAGGAGGAAAAGAAACUGGAACUAUAGCAAAUGUCCUCCUCUGGCUGUGAAAAGAGGAAAGGGCUACAUGAGACUGAGGGUUCUUCCCUUCACAGAGGCUCGGUCUUCAGUGUUUAUGUUUAUGUCCAUUUUGAUUUUAAAUUAAGUGAGCAUGGGUGGAACUUGUUUCAUGUUUCACAGGGCUCAGGGAGGGUCAAUCAUAGUGCACAGAUGUGCGGUUGAAAGGGAAAUCAUGUGCAGUACUUGGGAGGAGGGAACAUUUGAUGGUUGCACAUGCAUGCCACAGUCAGCACAUCCCUAUAUUGGGAGGGAGAGGAGGCAAAGGGAUAUUUAGUACAACAUAACAUAACUGGAAGGCAUUGCAAAAAGGGGUAUGUGCGCAGAUCAUGAGUCCAUUUAGAGCUACAUGUAAAUAUAAGAGGGAAGACUUUUAGAAUGCCACAGAGUGCCACUGUGAUCAGUUUCUAUCUCAAUGCACAAUCAAUAAACCAAUAUUUGGAAAGAUGAUACUCUCAUUA
Molecule: messenger RNA, 2397 nt
Organism: Hemicordylus capensis (graceful crag lizard)
Lineage: Eukaryota; Metazoa; Chordata; Lepidosauria; Squamata; Cordylidae
Gene: CLN3
Product: CLN3 lysosomal/endosomal transmembrane protein, battenin
Exons: 18
Coding region: 447-1802 (451 amino acids)
Biological process (GO): lysosome organization; regulation of intracellular pH
Cellular component (GO): lysosome; membrane
Source: RefSeq, a predicted model, not a curated record